Messenger RNA from Alnus glutinosa, 3775 nucleotides. Its product is annotated as glutamate receptor 3.2-like. Gene Ontology annotation, molecular function: glutamate-gated receptor activity. The record is from RefSeq and is a predicted model, not a curated record. NCBI's taxonomy places the organism in Eukaryota, Viridiplantae, Streptophyta, Magnoliopsida, Fagales, Betulaceae. Gene Ontology annotation, cellular component: plasma membrane. Bases 597 to 3407 code for a protein of 936 amino acids. The transcript is spliced from 8 exons.
UUUGGACAAAAAGUACCACUCAACGAAACAGUGACUUCAACAGUUCAAACUGUAGUCUUCACCCGACCAUGGAUAUGGUCCAACCAAUCGGAGGGACCUGUACCAACCAUAUAAUUCUAUGCCGUCAUCAUCCAGGGAACAACUAAGAAGGAACCCCAAAAAACGAAAGAAUCAGCUAGCAUCAGCAUCGCGGCGCCUUCGCGGUCGGUCCUUUGUUUUCUUAACCAUAUCAAGAUAAUAUGAACAUCUGUUAUCAUUGUCUCCCAUUAUCUCCACAGGCUUCAACCAUGCCUUUGUUAGAGAGUGACUGAUGCAAUAAGGAAGUAGUACUCGAGGAUCCAGUUGUUCUCUUUCUCUAUCUUGAAGUAUUCUCGCCAUAAUUAAAGAAUAGAAAUUGCCCUUUGCCGAGAGAAGUGGUUUUCUUCCCUCCCUUUCUUGCGACACUCAAGCUUUUCUCUUUCUUUCUAGCACUUGUUCUUCCCUUCUUUUUAGAGUGUGCGGUGGUUUGCCUCGCAGGUCUACCUGUGAUUCCUUUCUAAUGUCCGCUCUUUCAGUUUGAGGACGGUGAGUGGUGAAGUUCAUCAUUUAGUAUCACCAUGAAUCUGGCAUGGCGUGUGUCGAUUUUCGCUCUUUGUAUCGGAGCAUUCUCAGAUGGGGCUUUAAGACCAGAUGUCGUGAAAGUUGGAGCUAUUUUUACAUUUAGCACUAUCAAUGGGAAUGUCGCAAGGAUUGCCAUGAAGGCUGCUGAGGAUGAUGUAAAUUCUGAUCCGAGCAUUCUUGGUGGAAGUAAAUUGUCGAUAGUUGUGCAUGAUUCCAACUUCAGUGGAUUUCUUGGCAUCAUGGGGGCAUUGAAAUUCAUGGAGACUGAAUCCAUAGCUAUAAUUGGUCCACAAAGUGCUGUUAUGGCCCAUGUACUCUCACAUCUUGCCAAUGAACUCCAUGUCCCAUUCUUGUCAUUCACGGCGCUGGACCCUACCUUAUCACCUCUGCAAUACCCUUACUUUGUUCAAACAGCACCCAACGAUGGAUUCCAGAUGACUGCAAUUGCAGAUAUGAUUAGUUAUUAUGGUUGGGCAGAGGUUGUUGCAGUUUAUAGUGAUGACGAACAGGGCCGAAAUGGUAUUACUGCUUUAGGUGAUGAACUCUCAGAAAGACGCUGCAAAAUUUCUUAUAAAGCAGUACUUCCCCCUGACCCCACUGCAACGCAAAGUGAUGUCAAGGAUCAACUAGCGAAGGUUCGAAUGACGGAAGCUCGAAUAAUUGUUCUGCAUACCUUCUCCAGAACGGGUCUCUUGGUUUUUGAGGAGGCAAAGAAUCUUGGGAUGAUGGACGCCGGGUAUGUUUGGAUUGCUACCACUUGGCUAUCCACUGUUUUAGAUUCAAAUUCACCACUUUCUUCAAAAACUGCAAACUCUAUCCAAGGAGUUCUGACACUUCGUCCACACACACCCGAUUCAGAAAGGAAAAAUGCUUUUAUGUCACGGUGGCACAAGCUGAGUAAUGGUUCUAUCGGGUUGAACCCUUAUGGAUUAUAUGCCUAUGAUACUGUUUGGAUGCUUGUCCAUGCAGUAAAGUUGUUUCUUGAUCAGGGAGGUACCAUAUCAUUCUCCAAUGAUAAACGUUUAAGUCGUAUGGCGGGAGGGUCUCUGAAUCUUGGUGCCUUGAGCAUUUUUGAUGGGGGGAAGCAGUUGCUUGACAACAUAUUGCGGACCAAUACGACAGGUUUGACCGGACCUAUUCAAUUUAAUCCUGACAGAUCUCCUUUCCGCCCUUCAUAUGAUAUUCUUAACGUAAUUGAAGCUGGUUUUAGGCAGAUCGGAUAUUGGUCUAAUUAUUCUGGCCUAUCCGUUGUGACCCCGGAGAAACUUUACGCAAGACCGCCAAACCGUUCAAGUUCAAGCCAGCAUUUAUACAGUGUGGUAUGGCCUGGAGGAACAACAGAGAAGCCUCGAGGGUGGGUUUUUCCAAACAAUGGAAGGCAAUUGAGAAUUGGAGUUCCAAACCGAGUUAGUUUCCGGGACUUUGUCUCACAAUCCCGAGUAAAUGGUACUGAUAAAGUCCAAGGAUAUUGCAUAGAUGUAUUUCUCGCUGCCAUAAAAUUGCUUCCAUAUCCAGUUCCAUAUAGGUUCAUUCUGUUUGGAGAUGGCCAUCAGAAUCCAAGCUACGCCGAGCUUGUACAUAUGGUCACAUUGAAUGAUAUUGAUGCUGCUGUAGGCGACAUUGCAAUUGUCACAAACAGAACAAAGGAAGUGGAUUUUACUCAGCCAUAUAUAGAGUCAGGACUAGUUGUGGUGGUUCCAGUCAUGAAGCUAAAUUCAAGAGCUUGGACAUUUUUCCAACCAUUUACUCCAUUCAUGUGGGGUGUCACAGCAGCUUUUUUCUUUAUUAUUGGAGCUGUUGUGUGGAUUCUUGAACAUAGAACAAAUGAUGAGUUCCGAGGUCCUCCUAGGAAACAACUAGUCACACUUCUAUGGUUUAGCUUCUCUACUAUGUUUUUUGCACAUAGAGAAAAUACAUUGAGCACACUUGGUCGCAUGGUGCUUAUCAUCUGGCUUUUCGUUGUUCUCAUCAUCAACUCAAGCUAUACUGCAAGCCUGACAUCACUCCUCACAGUGCAACAGCUUUCCUCCCCCAUCACGGGAAUUGAUACCUUGGUGAGCAGCAAUGCACGUAUAGGAUUCCAAGUAGGAUCUUUUGCUGAAAACUAUUUGACAGAGGAGCUCAGCAUCCCAAAAUCUAGACUUGUUGCUCUUGGCUCACCAGAAGAAUAUGCUGCUGCCCUCAAGAACAAAACUGUUGCUGCAGUGGUGGACGAACGGCCAUAUAUAGAGCUCUUCCAGGCAGACCACUGCCUGUUCUCGGUUAGAGGCCAAGAUUUCACCAAAAGCGGUUGGGGAUUUGCAUUUCCAAGAGACUCUCCUUUAGCAGUUGACAUGUCUACUGCCCUGCUCGCUGUAUCUGAGAAUGGGGAGCUUCAGAAGAUCCAUGACAAGUGGCUGUCGAGAAAAGCUUGUGAUUCCCAGGCAGCGGGUCUAGUAUCUGAUCAGCUUCAGUUACAAAGCUUCUGGGGCCUAUUUCUCAUCUGUGGCAUAGCAUGCUUUCUUGCUCUCCUAGGACACUUUUGUUUGGUGAUGUACCAGUUCAUCCGGCACUCCCCCGAAGAACCUGAUCCUCAUACCGCCGUUACUGGCAGCUCACGUUCCGGACGCGUCCAGACAUUCUUUUCAUUUGCAGACAAGAGGGAAGACCCGUGGAAGAGCUAUUCGAAAAGAAAACGCAGGGAGUCGUCAUUGAAUGGUUAUGGUGAUGAAGGUGAACCAAGGGAUACGUCUAGGAGCCUUGAAAUAGAGGAGAGCAGCUCCCCUCCAAUUGGGGAGCCUCCUUUUUCUUCCCAUUUUCAUGUGUAAAAAAAGACAUCAGAGGGCUAAAAUGUUGCCAUGCCACCCUGCUAACGUCGACCAGCUUCUUCUCCAUUGCCGAUGAGACUCGGCUUCAUUAACUGAAUAUUCUCUUGGCUGUCCUAAUUAACUGUGUCAUACUAAUUUCUCAGGAAUUAAGAGUGCAUGAAGAGAUCUUCUGGCUUGGUGCCUCGUUUUGCUUUGUUUUGUUGUAGUCUGUAGCCUGUAGGUGUUUCAACUCAUAGAUGGUCUAACAAAAGGAAUGAUUCAUUGCAAAUAUACAUGAUGAUAUUAUCUCUUGUAAUACUUGAAAAGGGCAUAUUACAUACGGACUCGUCCUUGUAAUUUUUUUCUUUCUUAAUAUCUCUUCCAAAUUA